AUGUCGCGUUCACAAGUUGUCCAGCCUACCUAUGUCGGCUUCAUCAAGGACACGACUGAUGCCGCCAUCCUUUUCGAGGCCUGCAUCCAAGGCCACUUACCUCGGCUUUCCCGCCGACCUCCCAAGUGGAUCGCGGCGACGGUGGCUCAAAGUGGCCACAUAUUUGUGUUCGAAGAAAAGGAGUCUGGCAUCAACCGAUGGACAGACCUGGUUCAGUGGAGCCCAAGUCGGGUCUCGGGAGAAUUCAUGCUGUAUCGGGAGCUCGACAAAGCACAGACAGCGAAGCAAGGGGCCAGGAAACUCGUCCCCUCGCCUGAGCGGACAUCCGACCCUGAUGCGCCAACGGAAAGCGAAAUCUAUGGCUCACUGAUCAACUGUUACCCUUUCAAACGGGGCGGGCUCCUCAAGAAGGCCAUCAGCGUGAAGCUAGAAGAUCGCUGUUGGCGACUGAUCUCCUAUUACUCGGCAGAGGAUUUCAGAACUGGUUGCCUACAAUCUCCUUCACACGAUCUGCAACUAGUGCCAAUCAUGCCGAACGAAACUUUACGUAGGCAACUCAAGUGCUGGAGCGAUGUCAUGCCAACUGUGGCGGGCUACGUCUAUCACCCUCCCUGGGAAUUUGGAACUGCGCCUCUGGUGGCCUAUGUUCAGGAUGGGCCACGGACGGCUACUUGCGCAACAGAGGGCGACCAGGACUUCAGUAUGCAGUGUCCAAUCGGUUCAGGACAGUAA
Messenger RNA from Cyphellophora europaea CBS 101466, 732 nucleotides. RefSeq lists its product as uncharacterized. Bases 1 to 732 code for a protein of 243 amino acids. NCBI's taxonomy places the organism in Eukaryota, Fungi, Ascomycota, Eurotiomycetes, Chaetothyriales, Cyphellophoraceae. The record is from RefSeq and is a predicted model, not a curated record. The transcript has a single exon. Gene Ontology annotation, molecular function: DNA binding.